AUGGACAAUCUCAUAAACAAUGAUUUCUCGAUUGACUUCUCUAUCAAAACUGCCAUUGGGAGAGUAGGGAUCGCUGGUCAAACUCUUCCAUUCCCCCAUCUUCAGACAAUCGAUAGUGUGAGACAAUUUGGAGAUCUAAUGGAGACACUGUUUGAGGGUGGAGUGGAGCUUAGAGAUUGUAUCCAAGACUAUAAAACUCUGAUCAACCAGGAUGAGCCUGAGGAAGAAAUCAAGACUUUUCUUCGGAAGUUAGAAGCUGCUAUGAAUCUGAUCAUCUCCUUGUGUACUAUAUUAAGGAGUACAUAUGUAGGCGUCUCUAGAAGUUUCAUUGAGACUUUAGCAAAUUCAACUCAGUCAAAUCCCAACCACACCAAUGAUCAAGAUGAAGCUCAACAAGUUCACACUGAACAAACAGUUGAACCCGAUUUGGCGGCAUGGACCGUAAGGCGAUGGAAUCAAGUAGAAGCGAGUGUGAACAGCUUGGCCCAGAUGAUGGUUGAGGUAAGAUAUUGGUGA
This is a messenger RNA of Tremella mesenterica DSM 1558, 516 nucleotides long. RefSeq lists its product as uncharacterized. The record is from RefSeq and is a predicted model, not a curated record. Bases 1 to 516 code for a protein of 171 amino acids. Lineage: Eukaryota; Fungi; Basidiomycota; Tremellomycetes; Tremellales; Tremellaceae. The transcript has a single exon.